Molecule: messenger RNA, 3885 nt
Organism: Centruroides sculpturatus (bark scorpion)
Lineage: Eukaryota; Metazoa; Arthropoda; Arachnida; Scorpiones; Buthidae
Product: trichohyalin-like
Exons: 1
Coding region: 229-3885 (1218 amino acids)
Source: RefSeq, a predicted model, not a curated record
CACUCAGUCAGUCAGGACAAGUAAUUUUAUAUAUUUAGAUCAUAUGCAGAGAUAAAUACUCUUGAUAAACAAAAUUUAAUUUAAUAUAUAAACCUUGUGCAAUGUUAAUAAAGAAUUUUUCACUUUUUAUACUGUCAGUAUUUUUAUUCAAAAAUCAGCAUUUUUCUACUGACACCCCAUACUAAUGGUUGGCAAGUAUGGCAACAUCCUUCAUAAACACUAUUAAACAUGAGUUUCAAUGCACUAUUUACUUUCUUACAGCUGAUUAUGCCACCCAAGAAACGCUUUCUUUAUGGAAAGACCACUGCUGCUAAAAAAAAGAAAGCAGCAAGAGCAGCCGAAACAGAAGAGCAACGCAUUCAAAGACUUCAAACAGAAGCUGCAAGACAAGCUGCAUAUAGACAACGUGAAACUUUUGAACAACGUCAAAGCAGACUUGAAAGAGAAGCUCAGAGACAAGCUAAACGUAGAAAAUGUGAAACUUUUGAACAACGUCAAAUCAGACUUAAAAGAGAAGCUCAGAGACAAGCUAAACGUAGACAACAAGAAACUCCUGAACAACGUCAAAUCAGACUUAAAAGAGAAGCUCAGAGACAAGCUGAACGUAGACGACGAGAAACUUCUGAAGAACGUCAAAUCAGACUUGAAAGAGAAGCUCAGAGACAAGCUAAACGUAGACGACGAGAAACUUCUGAAGAAUGUCAAAUCAGACUUGAAACAGAAGAUCAGAGACAAGCUAAACGUAGACGACAAGAAACUUCUGAAGAACGUCAAAUCAGACUUGAAACAGAAGCUCAGAGACAAGCUAAACAUAGACAACGAGAAACUUCUGAAGAACGUCAAAUCAGACUUGAAAAACAAGCUCAGAGACAAGCUAAACAUAGACAACGAGAAACUUCUGAAGAACGUCAAAUCAGACUUGAAAAACAAGCUCAGAGACAAGCUAAACAUAGACAACGAGAAACUUCUGAAGAACGUCAAAUCAGACUUGAAAAACAAGCUCAGAGACAAGCUAAACAUAGACAACGAGAAACUUCUGAAGAACGUCAAAUCAGACUUGAAAAACAAGCUCAGAGACAAGCUAAACAUAGACAACGAGAAACUUCUGAAGAACGUCAAAUCAGACUUGAAAAACAAGCUCAGAGACAAGCUAAACAUAGACAACGAGAAACUUCUGAAGAACGUCAAAUCAGACUUGAAAAACAAGCUCAGAGACAAGCUAAACAUAGACAACGAGAAACUUCUGAAGAACGUCAAAUCAGACUUGAAAAACAAGCUCAGAGACAAGCUAAACAUAGACAACGAGAAACUUCUGAAGAACGUCAAAUCAGACUUGAAAAACAAGCUCAGAGACAAGCUAAACAUAGACAACGAGAAACUUCUGAAGAACGUCAAAUCAGACUUGAAAAACAAGCUCAGAGACAAGCUAAACAUAGACAACGAGAAACUUCUGAAGAACGUCAAAUCAGACUUGAAAAACAAGCUCAGAGACAAGCUAAACAUAGACAACGAGAAACUUCUGAAGAACGUCAAAUCAGACUUGAAAAACAAGCUCAGAGACAAGCUAAACAUAGACAACGAGAAACUUCUGAAGAACGUCAAAUCAGACUUGAAAAACAAGCUCAGAGACAAGCUAAACAUAGACAACGAGAAACUUCUGAAGAACGUCAAAUCAGACUUGAAAAACAAGCUCAGAGACAAGCUAAACAUAGACAACGAGAAACUUCUGAAGAACGUCAAAUCAGACUUGAAAAACAAGCUCAGAGACAAGCUAAACAUAGACAACGAGAAACUUCUGAAGAACGUCAAAUCAGACUUGAAAAACAAGCUCAGAGACAAGCUAAACAUAGACAACGAGAAACUUCUGAAGAACGUCAAAUCAGACUUGAAAAACAAGCUCAGAGACAAGCUAAACAUAGACAACGAGAAACUUCUGAAGAACGUCAAAUCAGACUUGAAAAACAAGCUCAGAGACAAGCUAAACAUAGACAACGAGAAACUUCUGAAGAACGUCAAAUCAGACUUGAAAAACAAGCUCAGAGACAAGCUAAACAUAGACAACGAGAAACUUCUGAAGAACGUCAAAUCAGACUUGAAAAACAAGCUCAGAGACAAGCUAAACAUAGACAACGAGAAACUUCUGAAGAACGUCAAAUCAGACUUGAAAAACAAGCUCAGAGACAAGCUAAACAUAGACAACGAGAAACUUCUGAAGAACGUCAAAUCAGACUUGAAAAACAAGCUCAGAGACAAGCUAAACAUAGACAACGAGAAACUUCUGAAGAACGUCAAAUCAGACUUGAAAAACAAGCUCAGAGACAAGCUAAACAUAGACAACGAGAAACUUCUGAAGAACGUCAAAUCAGACUUGAAAAACAAGCUCAGAGACAAGCUAAACAUAGACAACGAGAAACUUCUGAAGAACGUCAAAUCAGACUUGAAAAACAAGCUCAGAGACAAGCUAAACAUAGACAACGAGAAACUUCUGAAGAACGUCAAAUCAGACUUGAAAAACAAGCUCAGAGACAAGCUAAACAUAGACAACGAGAAACUUCUGAAGAACGUCAAAUCAGACUUGAAAAACAAGCUCAGAGACAAGCUAAACAUAGACAACGAGAAACUUCUGAAGAACGUCAAAUCAGACUUGAAAAACAAGCUCAGAGACAAGCUAAACAUAGACAACGAGAAACUUCUGAAGAACGUCAAAUCAGACUUGAAAAACAAGCUCAGAGACAAGCUAAACAUAGACAACGAGAAACUUCUGAAGAACGUCAAAUCAGACUUGAAAAACAAGCUCAGAGACAAGCUAAACAUAGACAACGAGAAACUUCUGAAGAACGUCAAAUCAGACUUGAAAAACAAGCUCAGAGACAAGCUAAACAUAGACAACGAGAAACUUCUGAAGAACGUCAAAUCAGACUUGAAAAACAAGCUCAGAGACAAGCUAAACAUAGACAACGAGAAACUUCUGAAGAACGUCAAAUCAGACUUGAAAAACAAGCUCAGAGACAAGCUAAACAUAGACAACGAGAAACUUCUGAAGAACGUCAAAUCAGACUUGAAAAACAAGCUCAGAGACAAGCUAAACAUAGACAACGAGAAACUUCUGAAGAACGUCAAAUCAGACUUGAAAAACAAGCUCAGAGACAAGCUAAACAUAGACAACGAGAAACUUCUGAAGAACGUCAAAUCAGACUUGAAAAACAAGCUCAGAGACAAGCUAAACAUAGACAACGAGAAACUUCUGAAGAACGUCAAAUCAGACUUGAAAAACAAGCUCAGAGACAAGCUAAACAUAGACAACGAGAAACUUCUGAAGAACGUCAAAUCAGACUUGAAAAACAAGCUCAGAGACAAGCUAAACAUAGACAACGAGAAACUUCUGAAGAACGUCAAAUCAGACUUGAAAAACAAGCUCAGAGACAAGCUAAACAUAGACAACGAGAAACUUCUGAAGAACGUCAAAUCAGACUUGAAAAACAAGCUCAGAGACAAGCUAAACAUAGACAACGAGAAACUUCUGAAGAACGUCAAAUCAGACUUGAAAAACAAGCUCAGAGACAAGCUAAACAUAGACAACGAGAAACUUCUGAAGAACGUCAAAUCAGACUUGAAAAACAAGCUCAGAGACAAGCUAAACAUAGACAACGAGAAACUUCUGAAGAACGUCAAAUCAGACUUGAAAAACAAGCUCAGAGACAAGCUAAACAUAGACAACGAGAAACUUCUGAAGAACGUCAAAUCAGACUUGAAAAACAAGCUCAGAGACAAGCUAAACAUAGACAACGAGAAACUUCUGAAGAACGUCAAAUCAGACUUGAAAAACAAGCUCAGAGACAAGCUAAACAUAGACAACNUGUCGAAUGGUGCAUACUCGGUAAGUAA